Molecule: messenger RNA, 2586 nt
Organism: Olea europaea var. sylvestris
Lineage: Eukaryota; Viridiplantae; Streptophyta; Magnoliopsida; Lamiales; Oleaceae
Product: PAN domain-containing protein At5g03700
Exons: 3
Coding region: 377-1747 (456 amino acids)
Source: RefSeq, a predicted model, not a curated record
UCAUAAUUGUCGCCCCCAAAGAAAUUUUCCAUGGAAAUACAGGCCCGACUUUAACCCAUUGCCCCCAGUGGACGACUUUCAUUUUCAGUCCAGCACAGACCUUAAUCGGCAUCUCUUCAGAUUUGCGCCAUGCGCGAUGCUAUCAUCACUCUGUCGCUGCAGCAAAUGUGACAGACCAUUACAACUCCAAAAAAUCAUGCACAUGUUUUGAAAGUUGGGGCACCUUUUCAGGAGUGGGGUGACACUACUAAUUAAUGCAUCCUCAUAGCACUCUCGAGAACUUUUUCCUGGAAGACCACCUGAAAACCACAACAAACCUUUGUUAAAAGGCCUGAAUCAUACUAGGUAAGUAUUAGUUGCUGAAAUUUAGACUGACAUGAAUAUAUAUGUUAUUGUCUUUCUCAUUCAAAUUUUAGCUGAGGGGUAUGCUAUAUCAGAUGUACACAUUGGCUACCAGUUAACUCUUGCCGUUCCUUCUGCAUAUACGGAGGGCUUAUCGGGUAGAGCUUAUCUGAUGGAAACUGAACAACUUUCGCCCAACUUUAGAACAGCGCUCAGUGUGGAAGCUAUCAAUGAAAAGUACUGGUGUUCGCUUGACAUCUUUCUUGGAGAUGUAAGAGUAUGGACUUCAGGCCAUUUAUCCAAAUUCUACACAACGGAGAAAUGCGUGCUUGAGCUAACAUAUUAUGGAGACUUGAGAUUGAAGGACCAGAACGAAAGAAUCGGAUGGCGAAGUGGAACUUCAGGACAGGGUGUGGAGAGACUACAAUUACUCAGGACUGGCAACCUGGUUCUAGUUGAUUCCCUCAACUUGAUUAAGUGGCAAAGUUUCAAUUUUCCAACUAAUAUUAUGAUGUGGGGGCAGAGUCUAAGUUCCGCAACACGGUUAACUUCUUUCCCAAUCAACUCAAGUAAUUUAUUUUAUUCAUUUGAAAUUCAGUAUGACAAGAUUGCACUGUAUUUGAAUUUUGGUAAUUGGAAGUAUUCUUAUUGGGAAUUUAGGCCUUCCAUUAAGAAAAACAUUACAUUUGUCCAAUUGAGUUCUGAAGGGCUGGGAUUAUUCACUGGAAAACACCAGAAAAUUGAUCAGAUCACGUCAGAAGGACCUGAACCCCUGAGGUUUUUAGCACUUGGAAAUAACACAGGUAAUUUGGGACUCUAUCAUUACUCUGCUGAACAGGGAGAGUUUGAAGAAUCCUAUGAAGCCCUCAACACUUCAUGCGAUCUUCCUUUGGCAUGUAAGCCCUAUGGUAUAUGUACUUCAUCAAACAUGUGUUCAUGCAUUCGAGUAGUAGAAAGUGAUGGAUUCCAACCGGAUUGCAGGGCAAGAAAUAUUGAGGGGCUAUGUGGGAGGAGUCGAGCUGAGAUGCUCGAGUUACGGGGUGCUAUCACUGUCCUCAAGGGCAAUCCAAAUGAGGCUAAUGUUACCAAAGAAAUAUGUGCAAAUCUGUGCUUGGAUGACUGUAGUUGUGUUGCAGCACAAUAUACAAACUUAGGAGAAUGCUUUCUGUAUAAAUUUAUCAGGGGAAUCAAGCAAGUUGAAAGAAGAAAUGGUCUAAUUUUCAUGGUUAAGAUACCAAAAGGAGAAGAUGAGGGCCAUGGAAGGCAUUCUGGAUUGCAGAAAUGGGUCAUAAUUGUGGUAGGAGUGGUUGAUGGAUUCAUUAUUUUUCUUGUGUUGGGGGGAGUUGGUUACUAUAUAAUUCGAAAGAAAUUAAAGAAUUCACCAAUUACUGGUCAAGAAACAUGACCCCAUCUAAUUGAGUUUUUCCAGGAACAGAUGAUGAAGUGGACUGACAAGGAUUUUUGUUUAUCAAGUGGGUUAGAAAAGGGUAAAUUCCCUGAUCAUCCUCAACCUUUAUUUCUUGAAAUUUCUACCAUCAACCUAUGUAGAUUUUAGCAGUCAUUGUCCCAGAUAAUAGUUUCAGUCAAUAAUACUGCCAUCAACGUGACUUGAAAUGUCAAUUUUUCACUUUAGUUCACAUAAACAUUAAAAAGAAGAAGCAAAACUUAAACUGGCUCAUCUUCAUCUGGCACAGACAUUCCCAGACCACUCUUACAAAUCCCCCAAACUCACCUCAAGCCACCACCAUUGCCCACAUCAGCCCCAUCGCUGCUCCACCUAAAAGCAUUCUCACAGUCCCCACCGCCACUGCGAGUGUUGUAACAGCAAGUUGUAAGAAAUAAGCGUUUUUUCACAUUUCGCCUUUUUUGGUGAAAAAUGAUUUGGAAUGCCUUUGAAUUCGUGGCAGGAGAGAGUUAAUGGAGAAAUUAAAAUUCACCAAACUAUGAAGGUGAAUUUUGAAGGGAAUAUAAUGUAAAUCUUUUGGCUGUGUGCUUGUUGCAGGAUUUUGGAAGGUGUGAGUGCUGAACACUCCAAUUUUGAGUGGACUUCCUUCUAUGAAUCUUUCUGUAUAUUUCUAUACUUUUUAGUGUCUUUGUUUCAUUCCAUUUUUAAUGCUUUGGGAUUGUUUUCCCCUGAAAAAAAUUCUUGGAUUUCAUGUAAAUACAUCAAUCUUUCUCUGAAGUCUUGUGUGCAACAAUCAAUUUGUAAUCUUUUUACAGGUGAUUUAUUUGUUGAUUCUUUGA